AUUCAUAUGGAGACAACCAUUCAUUCCCAAAAGCCCAAACCUGAACCUGUAUGUUUAUUUGGUCAUUACUGCAUCUACCUGCUCAGUUUACAUCUUUAAUGUUUCAGUGGUUAGGAUUGGAUAUUAGGCUGCACAGGUGUUUUUUGUAACUGAUUGGCUGAUGAAGGUCCUGCAUCUUUCAACAGUUCCUUUACUGUUUAAUCAUGACCUACUCAAGACACAACUGUUGGUGUACUUUGCACCUUUACAGCACAAUAACAUUGUACUGUAUCAUGGCAGAUAGGUAAACACAGUUCAGGUGGGGCAAGUGAACAGGUUGGAGCCAGUUGAAAGGCGACAGUGCUAACCACUACACCACUGUGAGUCUAGUUGACUUCAAACAGGAUUAAAAAGUCAGCUCUCACACAUGAUGUUGGGAACUGCACUAUCACACAACCUACAGUGAUGGAUAUUUGUCCAAGCUAAAACCUGUCCUGUCAAGACGCUCUCUGUCUUCUCAGACUGUUGAGGGUUAAAAUAUAUCAGCAUUUUAUAGGCUCUGUUUACACUGAUGCAUCUUUUCAGUUGCAAUUGAGUGCCGUGAUAGCUGGUCAAAAAGCAUCUUACUUCAACAAACAGCAGGGUUUUUACAUAAUGUUUAUUACUUCCAUUUGGACAAUACAAUAAAUAAUGCAGUAAAUGUGACAUUGUGCUUACAAAUUAGAAGGUCCCCAGCAGACACAAAUAGAAGAACGAGUGCAGGUGCUUGACUUAAAUGCUAGAUGAUAUACAUUUGACAGAUGUAUGGAGGAAUCUGAACCCAUCAGUGAGAGACUUCAGAUUCUACUCAAAUCCGCAUAACUCCUACUCAUGCAGAGAUUAAUUUUUUGCCCUGCCGCAGAUAACUGGACAAGUAAAAGCAUGUGUAGUGUGGUGAAACAUUGUUAAAGUAUACAAUAAGAAAUGUAAAAUAAUGAAUCUUGCUGCACCUUUGCCUGUCUUUACUGCCCCCCAGCACUAUAAUCUGAUGGGAUUCUAAUGGGACUGGGAACAUGUCAGGGAUUGCAGUCAUUGUAAUAACUGUACAAGUGAUGCUAAUUGUUGGGUUGAUAAAUGGUAAUCUUUUCAGACCCUCCAACCCUUUCAGCAACCCUAUGGGAGAACGACAGCGGGGAGUGAUGGAGAGAAUGGAGGAUGACUAUCAGAUCCCUUCAUCCAACCUCUGCUUGAGCCAGGCUCCCAUCAGCAUCUCUGUACCCAGCAGGCACUCUGAGAACGGCUCUCCAGAGCCCUCCAUUGACGAGAAGCCCCUGGAGCCUGGCGGACACUCUGAGUCGGUCAGGGGGUUGGUCUCACGGGUGGCACAUACGGCCCUCUGUCCCUUCAACACCAGCAAGAUACCUUCUGACUAUGACAUUCUGCUGCCCCCACAAGCAUUAGAAGUCGCUCCGUCCCAGCCUCCUCCUCCACCGGCAAGACACAGCUUCACCGACCUCUCCUCCUCUUCUCCGUCCUCAUCCUGCAACUCCUCCACGUGCUCCUCUUCUGUCAGUGCACGACCACAUAGGCCCCCCUCUGGACACGAGCACUUGCUGUUAACCCCCAGCACAGUGUUUGACAUUCUGAACAAUGCUGCUCCUCUGCCUCCAGUCCGACGACACGCGGAGCAUGAUAAAGGCUCCAGGGGCUGCCUGGAGUACGAUCAUCAAGUAUCAAUGGACUGUUUGCAGGCCCCUGCCAGGCCGCCCAAGCCACUGCCCAGGAAGAUCCCUCCGGAUAUUAAGUCGGGCAAACCCCACAACUUGGAGUCAGACAACGUUGAUGCCAAAAUCGCAAAGCUGAUGGGGGAGGGCUACUCCUUCGAGGACGUGAAGCGGGCGUUGAUGAUCGCCCAGUACAAAGUGGAUGUGGCCAGAAACAUUCUGCGUGAGUUUGCCUUAGUGGCCCCAAGACUAAACCUCCAGACCAAGAGACAGUAAAUGAGAGCACAACAUUGAAGCUGUGCCUCUGAAUGGACCAAUUAAAAUGGACUCUGCUUGGCAUGGAACUGUUGGAACUACAGUAUUCAACAGAAAUAUUUCAAAAGACUUGCCUUUUUGUUGCUGAACAGGGAUGACAAUGGACAACAAAGUGGCUAAAACCAAAUCACAGUAGAACACAGAUAAUCGAAAAAGGGAAAAAAGACCAUCUGUGAAUGAUUUAAACCCGUGAAGAAAAAAAGAACCCGGCUUGGUGUUGUUUACAGUGAGCUUUUUUGUCAGUGCUGGCUUCUAGUUUUUAAAAACUCUAGUGUGUCUUCAGGCCUGGAUUGUGUGCCUGUUGUAAAGCCCUGACCUCCUACUGCUGCUACGGUACCCUGUUCAGAUGUAUGUUGAAGGGCCUUACAAUAGCCUUACACAAUAUCUCCAGCUCUUUUCACCUUACAUGCAGGUUUUAUUUUUUUUUAAGCCGAUGGGUGGAGCCAGACUACACCAGUUAUCUUCUCUUACUCCUUUUGUUACUUUCUUCUUUUCAUAUUUCAUAUUUCAGUUUUACUAACUCCCUCCUCUUCCCAUGUCCAUUGGAGAAUACUUCAGUGUUUGUCAAGGAUCUGGCUGACUUAUCAAGAUCUAGUGAGUUGGGAGCCGUUAGAUGGAGCCAGAGGGUGCCUGAUUGAUUCACUUGUUUCCCCCUGGAGAAAACUACCACAGCUCCAGAGAAGCACUUUUUGUGAGACUUGGUAUCUUUAGACGAGAAGAGUGAUGCAUGGAGAGGGUGAAAGGCUUAGUUUUGCUCUUUUUUCUGUUCCUUGACCAGAGGAUUAAUCACUUUUCUUCAUCUGAGGACUGCAAGCUGAUGAAUGUAUUUGUUCUGCAUGAAUGUGCUAUAUCUUUUGUACAAUUUAUCCUCGCCAAAAGCCAAACGAUUGUGCCUGCAUUUCAGCUCAAGCAUUUAAAUGGCAGAAGUGGACCGGUUGUGUAGAUCAACGAGACAGAUGGUGUCUGUUAGAGCUCCAAAAACAAUGUGCCCGGCAGCCAUCACACUGCAUCCUCCCUGUCUGCUUCAAUUACACAGCCGCCAUAUGGCCACAUGUCCCACAUGUUUGAGGAAUCACUGUCUAAUCUGGAGUGAAAGUUGCCUCUCCCAACAAUUGAAAAUUGUUCCUGAUGUAAAAUUGUAGAAUGAUCAAAGUAAAGACGAACAGAAUACUGUAAAUCAUUCUAAGUAAGAGAUGAGAUUAAGGUCAAAUCUCUCACCAUUUCAUGUAUUGGAUUUGUCCAAAUGCAAAACAAUUUGGUUUUCUUAGCCUUUUUCCUUUAGAGAUGAUGUAGUUUUGCCAUGAAACGGCUUUGUUUACCCAGCUAUUAUUUUUAGAAUCAAAACAACUAUGUCCUUUCUUUAUAUGCAGUCUAAAGUUAAACCCAGUUUGUUAAAACACUAUCUAUCAUAUGAAUGCUCCUAUUCCUUUCCCAUCUUCUAUCUAGCGAUAUUGCUGGGUUUCCAGAUCUCAGCAAUUUGGAGAGUUCAAUGUUUUUUUGCAGAUAAAAAACAAAAUUAUCCUGGUUAAAUCUGACAUAAAGAUUGCUUCCUGUAGAAGUUUAAAUGUGUAGAUUGAUGGCUGCUUCAGUCCCCUUAGUAGUAUUUGCUUCCAUAAAAGUUACAUAAUCGAUGCUACUUCCUAAGCAUGUGUUUGAACAGCAUAGUCAGUCGAAGAUCCCGCUUUUUUAUUUCCAAGCUAUACCCCGGGACGAGCCGUAUGAACACACAGAUGCAUGGCAUUGAAUAUUUUCACCUCCAGGCUCUCUAUACUCAUUCAUGGCUAUCAACAUGUAUUUCAAAUGAUAUAUUAUAGUUUUCUCCCAGGAGGAGCUUAAACAUGUUAUUGGGUUAAGGUCUCCUCACUACGCAGGUAUCACAGUGUCUGCAAACAUUUCAGUGUUGCUGGAAAUGAGAAGAAUCACUUGGAACAUCCUGAUAAAAUAGCAGGAGGAUAGAGCUCCAUGACUUUUAUUUUUACUUCCACAUAUAUUCAUAAUGAGGGAGUGAAACCAAACGUGAAAGCACUUUCCGUACUUCUGUGGUGUUUUUGUGUGUUGGAAUAAGUCACCGACCAGGUGGCCAAAAGGUUGCUGCAUGAUCCACCAUGGGAAUAACACGCAUGGUAAUGGAGACUAAAUAUCCAUGUGCUCAUAAAGUCUACAAUCUGAGAGGCACACCAUUGAUGAUGUAUUGCUUCAACUGCCAUCCUUUCCUUCCUUGAGCAGUACUAUAAAAGGGAACCCUCCAGUGAACAUAUGAUAAUCUCAUGGCUUCAAUUAGUGAUAAUAGCAACGCUGUGUGCAAAGACAGUCUGAGAACCGAGUCUCUAAUUUCUGUUAUCCUGGACAGUGCCGACACAGAUUCCCAAAAAUGUUUUUACCCCAUACAGCAAAGCCAUAACAAUAUGUCAGCUAAACAAAACAGAAACAAAAACAUGAAAUUAAGCCCUUGGAUAAAGCCAAGUCAUCUGCUCCCCUAAUCACCAUGGUUACAUGGUGAACAAAUAUUAAAGCAUUUAGGUUUUUUUUGUGCUGAACCAGAAAAUCCUCAGAAUGAAAUCUGAAAGACUGCUCUCCUUUUCCAACUCACAUCUUAGAUAAUUAGAGUAUAGUUAAUGUUACAGAUUAGUCAAUGAUUUAACCCUUGUCUGGUUUAUCUUCAGUAGAACGAGCCACAUCACGUUCUGACAUCAAAUUCAGUGGCUUUUUUCCUUUAACUUGAGGCUUAAUUUUCUCAGGCUUGAACUACUCAGUUUGGAGUUUCUUCUGAAGGGGGAAAGUGGCCUUAGGUUGCAAAGUAAGCAGUUUUUAUUUUCUAAUGCCAUUUUCGUAUUAAAGUGCUUUGGUGACAACAACAUGAUAUAAGAAUAUGUAAAGCAUAAUUUUGCAAUUAAUUUAUACAUUAUUAAUAUUUCUUUUUGAUAUAUUAUUUUCAUGGAUAAAUAAAUAAAAAGUCAUAAUUUC
Pseudoliparis swirei is the source of this 4961-nucleotide messenger RNA. Its product is annotated as E3 ubiquitin-protein ligase CBL-B-like. The record is from RefSeq and is a predicted model, not a curated record. NCBI's taxonomy places the organism in Eukaryota, Metazoa, Chordata, Actinopteri, Perciformes, Liparidae. Gene Ontology annotation, biological process: signal transduction; negative regulation of epidermal growth factor-activated receptor activity. Gene Ontology annotation, cellular component: plasma membrane; membrane raft. Gene Ontology annotation, molecular function: ubiquitin protein ligase activity; receptor tyrosine kinase binding; SH3 domain binding. Bases 1032 to 1958 code for a protein of 308 amino acids. The transcript has 6 exons.